Messenger RNA from Diuraphis noxia (Russian wheat aphid), 1090 nucleotides. RefSeq names its product ER membrane protein complex subunit 3 (gene EMC3). The record is from RefSeq and is a predicted model, not a curated record. NCBI's taxonomy places the organism in Eukaryota, Metazoa, Arthropoda, Insecta, Hemiptera, Aphididae. Gene Ontology annotation, cellular component: EMC complex; membrane. Gene Ontology annotation, biological process: protein folding in endoplasmic reticulum.
UACAAAAAACAAUUGAAAUUUUAAACUUAAAUAUUUGUUAGUAUUAAACUAGGUGAUCAAUUUUUUUUAAUUCUUAAUCUAAUUAAUUAGGACUUAAGGAGUUUGUUACUACUUAAUCGUAUUAAUGUACAUAUUGCUUUAGUUUUUUGAUUUAACUUUACAAGAAUAUGGCCGAGUUGGUAUUGGACAUCAAUAUCCGAGGUUGGGUUUUUUUACCAAUUGUACUAAUCACAUUUCUUGUCGGUGUCAUUCGGCAUUAUGUGUCAUUAUUAAUCACGUCUCAAAAAAAAGCUGAGCUGACACAAGUACAAGAUAGUCAAGUACUAAUUAGAUCACGCAUGUUACGUGAAAAUGGUCGAUACAUUUCUAAACAAGGAUUCUACAUGCGUCGUCAUUACUUUAACAAUGAAGAGAAUGGUUACUUCAAGACCCAAAAACGAGCAGCUCCUACUCAAACAGUUAUGCCUGAUCCAAGUAUGAUGACUGAAAUAUUGAAAGGCAAUGUAACCAAUGUCUUGCCAAUGGUUGUCAUUGGUGGUUGGAUCAAUUGGAUGUUUUCUGGAUUUGUGACUACCAAAGUACCAUUUCCCUUAACCUUGCGUUUCAAACCAAUGUUACAAAGAGGUAUUGAAUUGGUUUCAUUAGAUGCAGCGUGGGUGUCCUCUGCUUCGUGGUAUUUUUUGAAUGUAUUUGGACUUCGGAGUAUAUAUGCACUAGUUUUGGGUGAAAAUAAUGCUGCAGAUCAGUCACGUUUGAUGCAAGAUCAAAUGUCAGGUGCUGCAAUCUCUAUGCCUAUGGAUCCAAAAGUAGCUUUUAAAGCAGAAUGGGAAGCUUUGGAAAUAAGCUCUCAUAAGUGGGCCCUUGCUGAUCUCGAUAAUGAAGUGCUUAAUGUAUUAUUAAAUAAAAGUAUUAAGUAACAAUUUGAGCUUUGAAGUGAACAUGGUUUUACUAUUCUAAGUAAGGUGUAUAAAGACUAAAGAGUUAAGUAAUAUCUAUAAUUGUUUUUUUUUUAAAUUAAACUUUUUGUGUAGUGUUCUUGUGUUUAAUUCUGGUUUUGUGUUAAUUAAACAUAAAUGAAAUAAUACAUUCA